Messenger RNA from Effrenium voratum, 795 nucleotides. The record is from the annotation of a GenBank genome assembly. NCBI's taxonomy places the organism in Eukaryota, Dinophyceae, Suessiales, Symbiodiniaceae.
AUGGCCACGGAGACCCUGAAGAUCAACGAUGGCACCACCAUGGAGAUCGCCCGGCUGCCAGACGUGGACGACGCCACCUGGGCAGAGCUGAAGGCAUACGUGGAGGGCAACCCGGAGACGGCCAAGACGCUGCAGAACUUCGCGAAGAACCCGGAGGCCAUGCGGGGAUGGCUGCAGACCCAGGCCAUCGCGGAGCACUAUAACACCAAGCUCUCCAACGGGGACACCCCGGUGCAGGACAAGGUGAAGUCCUUGGAAUCGGACCCUGAUCUUGCGGCGGUCUUCGAGGACAUCAAGAAGAACGGCAUGGAGGCCGCCAUGAAGUACUACCAGGACGAGGAGCUGAUGCUGAAGAUCUCCCAGAAGAUGGGGGGUUUGCCCGCGGAGCUCAGCCCCGUGCUGCAGAAGAUCGAGGACACCGCCAUGACGCUGCACGAGGCGGCCAAGCGGGGCGACCUCGCGGCGGUGAAGAGCUUCCUGGAGAGGAAGAAGCCGCUGGACGCCCAGGACUUCAAGGGCAUCACGCCUUUGGGCUACGCCAUCGGCGCGAACCGCAUCGCCGUGGUGAAGCUGCUGUUGGACAACCGGGCGAACCCUUACGCGGUGGACAGCUCCGGGAACAGUGGGCUGCACUACGCGGCCGGCUACGGCAGGAAGGAGCUGCUGGAGUAUCUCCUGAAGGUUGGGGCCAACGUGAACCAGCCCAACGCGCAGGGCAUGACGCCACUGGCCGCGGCCACUCAGAACAAGCAGGAGGCAAGCAUCCAGGUUUUGAGGGCUCAUGGAGCCCAGUGA